CGCUCUUUGGAGGCGCUCUCAUUCCUCGGAACCUGUAUACCCUCUAAGCCUAAGCUUCUCGGAGACCUCAGAACGCGCGCCAAGCCGGUCGCCUAGGACUGACCUUCUUAGUAUAUGGACUCAUGUCGGCCGACCCGCUCAUAGUGCCUACCAUUGUCCCUGGAGGCUCGCUGCAUUUUGCGACCAUCCCGGCAAACGGAACGGUACAAGAGGUACUCGAUACGCUCAUCGCGGAUGCGGAUGCCGUCGCGGAGGUACUUGGGAACCUCGAGCCGUACGGCUGGGCCGUGCAGCGCAUCCGUAGAGAGCCCAAUGGACGACAAUGGGAAGAGGAUGAGCUCGAAGCUCUUGGGAACGGCAUCCUACCUCCGUCUACAGCCGUUGCGCCGCUGCUAAACGCGCCUGCGCCCGCCGCAAGAUCCCAAAGGCACUUCUCCGCAUUCCCGCUUACAUCGCACCUACACACACCUACGCUCCGCCUCGUCUCAUUGCACCCCUUCUUGGCCGUCUCGGUCUCGUUCCUACGCGUGCCCGAGAUCCACGAUGGGUACCUUUGGAAACUAUUCAUCUCGAGAUCGAGCACCGCGCGCAAUGCUGUCGACACGGUGAUCGACGAGCUCGGUCUGACCAAGGCCCUCCCUAUACCCGGAGGCGGCGCCCUUGAAUAUGUCCUCGAAGAGGUCUGGGCCUCCGGCCACAGUGAAAAGGCGACCCGAAUACCUUUCGAGACCGUCUUGUCCGAAGUCCUCGAGAAUCCUCUGUCUACAAACCCCUAUGGUUCCUCCGCUAGCCGGUCCUUCCGCUUCUGUGUUCCUGACGAAUGGUAUCGUCGAUCUAAAUCAAGGAGCACGUCUUCAACAUCCACAGAUGUUUCCGAGGAUACCAUUCGGAGACUUGCGGAUCUGCAAGAAGACGAAGAAGACGAAGAGGAGGGAGGAGACGGGACGGCCAAGCAGAAAUCUCUGGAGAUGGCAAGUUCUCCAGAUACUGCCCGUGGGUUUAUGGCACCUAUGGAUUGGCGCGGCUCGAUCUCGCAGAACCGAUUCUCUAGCAUACUGGACGGCUGGAUGCGCCCACAGAGCCCGGUGUCCGAGGAGCGGACGACGCCAGAGCGCAAGAUCGUAAGUGAGCCCAAACUCGUGGAGCACAAGACGGGCGACAAUACUGCGAGCAGCCCUGCCGUCGAGCCUUCCACCAGUGGAGUUGACCCUGCAGAGUUCGAGCGUAUGCUUGACGACUUGGGGCUCAAGGGCCCUAAACGAGAAGCUAUGUACCGCCUGCCCCCGGAGCAAAAGCGGUACCUGCUCGAACAGAACCAGGUGUCUCGCGCUUCGACUCUGUCUAGGAGUGCCGGUGCUAAGGCUAGCAAGUCUUCCGCUGCACCGUCAACUUACGGCCCUGCUAGCGCUGCAGCCAUGCUGCCCCGUCUCGUGCCCCAACUUACUGGCGAUUCUGGCAUUAUGAAGCGGUUUUCCAUCGCGGGAUGGAGUACCGGGUCAGUAUCUCCUCCCAGCGGCCCGCCAGAUUCUCCUCGCUCCAGCGUUGAUCUAGGGAGCAAACGAAGAGAUUCUAUAGUCUCACUCAAAUCCCCUGCGGAGAAGGCCGUGGAGCCCGCCCCUCUUCUACCUCAGUCCACCGGCAGUAUGUGGACCAGUUGGUGGGCAUCCUCUGGCGGAGAGAAGGGGGCGGCCGGAGACAGGUCAAGGGAAGCUGAGAAGACGGCCGGUUGGUACGCCUCCGGGAUACGCAACGGGCGCACAACGGACACCAAACUUGUCAAGCAUCUGAUCUCACUUCGUGUUCAUUUGUCUACGGCCAACCUUGCGUGGAUAGAGGAGUUCGUUACGACGGAAUCUGGUAUGAACAUCCUUAGCGACUUGCUGGCACGGUUGGUCAGCAAAGGAGGUAAACGCAAGAAGCUGACGGACAUCGAGGACACCGUUUUACUCGAGACGAUCAAGUGUCUCCGUGCGCUUCUGAACACAGAGCCCGGCUUUCGGGAAGUCCUCUCCCAUCCGACGCUCAUCACGCAUAUUUCCUACGCCCUGCACGGAUCCUCAGUCAAGCUGCGAACGUUGACGUCGGAGGUCCUCGCAGCGAUUUGUGUAUUGUCACUGAAGGAAGGACACAAGGCCGUGCUUUCGGCCAUGUCCGACUACCGGGUCGAAUUCGAGGAAGCGUUCCGCUUUCAGGAGCUCAUCGCGUCAAUGCGUCUGCCCGAGAUAUCUGACGAAGACGAUGCUGUGAGCGAUGCUGGGUAUGGCACCGAGGACGAUGGCGCGUGGGAGGCUCGGACAGCUUCCAUGGCGCUCAUCAACGCGUUGACGAACUGCCCCGACUCACUCGAGGACCGCAUCCUACUACGAGAAGAGUUCAGCCGGAGAGGGUUGAACGAGGUCAUCGUGACGUUACGGUACAUCAAACCGCCCGAGUCCCUCGUAACUCAGCUCGACGUAUACACGGAAGAGAAGUUCGAGGAUGAGGAGGAUAUACGCGAGCGCGCAAGGGACGUCAUGGACAACCGUCGAUCCCGCACGGAGUCCGAAGCCGUGCUGGACGAUUUGCUACGGAUCGCCAAGCAGCAUGAAGAGUUGUAUCCGAUGAUGCUGGCCACGCUGAAGCGUUAUGGGGAUAUCUUUGAGAGGGAUAUGGACUCACAGCUGAAGGCGGAUUUGUUCUCUGUUCUCGACAAGUUUGUGGAACAGGCCGCACUUCUUGACGACUUCGACGAGAACUGGUGUGCCUUCCUACAGCGCUUCGCCGAGUCCGUGCAACAUGUCACCGGGCAGGUUGUCGACGUCAGGCUAGCUUCAGAUACGGAUCACUCUCUCUUGCAGGAGGAAAUUGACCACCUUCGUACGACUGUGGACAAACUCAGCGAUGAGCGCUCUCAACUCCGUAAUGAGCUCGAUCAGCAAGUUGCUGAGCUUAACACGUUGAAGUCAGUGCCCUCUGUGCCAGCCUCCAUCGGACGAGGCGCCGGUAGGGGAAAUCCUGAGUCUACUCAGAACUUCCACGGGCUCGUUCAGCGGCUCGUGCAGAAGGAGAAGCAGGUUCUUCAGCUACAGAAUGAGCUUGACCGCGUCAAGGCACAGAAUCCUACAGAGACACGAGAGAAUGACGACAAAGCGAAGCGCGAACGUGAUCGAGUCAAGUGGCAUGCGUUGAACGAGGAAAUCGCGAAUCUGAAGUCAUCGUCCGGAGACCUUGAGACAACGAUAGGCAUCAAGGAGAAGGAGAUCAUAUACCUCAAGCGCGCACUGGAGUCUGUCUACUCGCGCUUCCGUUCCCGCGAAGAGAGCAGGGAGUCCGAAACCCGCGAGGCCGACUUUGACGCACAGGCUAUGGCCAGCCGCGCGAUUGACAGCCUCACGCGGAAGGACGAGGAGAUAGCUGCCCUCCGCAGUGAGAUAGAGGAUUUGAAGGUCCAGCUCGCAGCAAAGCCUAAGUUCAUCACGGAGAAGGACUACAAGCAGAAGGUAGCUCCGCCACCACCGCCACCCGUGAAGCCUAUUCGUGCUACUACUCUUCCGCAACCGAUCAGUGGUCUGCCAAACGGUAGCAACUCCCUACCACCUCCACCUCCACCGCCACCGCCACCUCCGCCACCUCCCCCUCCUGCUCCGAGACCGCCGCCAUCACGCACAGUAUCGGUAGAGUCUCUGUCUCCUGAGCAUGUCCUCGCUUCACCGCCCCCUCCGCCCCCGCCUCCUCCACCACCUCCUCCACCACCUCCGCCCAUGUCGCCUUCUUCCGUGGCAUCCGGCCCUCCGCCACCACCACCGCCGCCACCGCCGCCACCUCCAGGGUCAGGUAUGGGUCCACCUCCUCCCCCGCCACCGCCACCGCUGCCUUCCAUGAACGGCUUUGGUGGCGGUCCUCCGCCGCCGCCACCACCACCUACUGCGUGGAGGGCUGGUCCACCGAAACCCGCUCGCCCAGUCAAGCGCCUGAAGCCGUUUUUCUGGAACAAGUUGAAUGCUCCGGCUUUGCCAUCAACAGUAUGGGGCGAGAUCCCACAGGAGGCGACUUUCGAUUUGGGAGAUCUGGAAUCAACGUUCGCUAUCGAGAAUGCGCCGUCGUCGAGUUCACAGCUGAGCGUCACUUCCCCGAAGAAACAUAAUGUGACAACAAUGUUGGAUAUCACUCGUGCCAACAACGUUGCCAUCAUGCUCUCCCGUGUCAAGCUUGGUCUAUCUGAGAUCAGGAAAGCGCUUUUAGAGCUGGACGACUCGAAGCUGUCUGUCGAUGAUUUGCGGGCGAUUAGCAGGCAGCUACCCACUGCCGAGGAGGUAACAAGGUUGAAGGACUUCGGUGACCUCAGCAAGCUCGCCAAGGCAGAUCAGUACUUCGGCCACAUCAUGACCAUACCGAGACUCUCCCAGCGGUUGGAGUGCAUGCUGUACCGGCGCAAACUCGAGUUGGAAAUUGAGGAGAUACGUCCGGACUUGGAUAUUGUUCAUCUAGCAUCGCGCGAGAUGCGAUCAUCCCCUCGGUUCAAGCGUGUACUACAGGCUGUUCUCGCUGUUGGCAACGCUCUGAAUAAUUCGACAUUCCGUGGAGGUGCCCGAGGCUUCCAAUUGGACGCAUUGCUGAAGUUGAAAGAGACAAGAACGGUCAAGGCGACUCCUGACUGCCCUACCCUGUUGCACUACCUGGCUAAGGUACUGUUGAGGAGCGAGCCCUCGACGAUCACAUUCAUUGAGGAUAUGCCGCACGUAGAGGCUGCAGCUCGAGUCUCCGUGCAAACUGUCGUACAGUCCGUGCAGUCGCUCGUGGGUGGCUUGAAACAAGUCAACGAGGAGAUCCAGGAGUUGCGGCGAGCGCAGCCCAUUCCCCAGGAUCGUUUCGUGGUAGUCAUGCAGCCUUUUGCCCUGCAAAUGAGUGCCGCUGUCGAGUCUCUCAAGAACAUGGCGACCCUCUUGGAAAGCGACCUACGAUCUCUGCUCGCCUUCUACGGGGAGACACCAGACUCUCCUGAGGCUCCUAAGCCCGAGGAUUUCUUCGGCCUCAUCCUGUCGUUUUCGUCGUCGUUGCAGAAGGCUGCGCUCGAAGUGCACAACGCUACGCCCAAGAUCGAGCCCCCGCCGACGCCCAAGAUCACUAUCGACGAGCCCUCAACACCGCCUGCAGAAUCGACAAUCAAGGGCAGCGACGCCCCAGCGCAGAACAACAACACGUUGCGGGCCAGUCGCUCAUUCGGCCGUGGCGACCUCGACCAAGCCAUCCGCAGCAUGCGGUCUGGGAAGCGGAGAGAGCGCGCCCCGCCGUCGCGGCCGCUCAGCAAGAUCUUCAUCGACGGCGCACGGUCGAGCCGCAUCUUCGAGUGAGCGCCCGGCGCGCGCACGACGUCCGCCCCAGAAUCGAGUACUGGCGUGUAUCUCAGGUAUAUUGUAGACUAUGCUGGAAGGGAAUUUGCUGUAUCUCUGCACCAAUCUAACGACUGUAAUGACUUAUACCUCGGCUUCUUCUGUUGCAAUCCAAUCACGAUGUCAUAGUAUGAUGUUGUUGAGAGGCGUGACUUUGUCGCAUCGCUCGACGCACUCCAGGAAGAACUUGAAGAAGCCGUCCACAUCCACUUUCUCCGCGACCAUGCAGUUCCUGCCAUUCCGUCCCCACGAGUCAUCGCACGCGCGGUAGUUCCACACGUCCACGACCGUCUCCCCAGCGGUGUGCGUACCACUGAGCUCGACGUCCACGCGGUAGCGGCGGCAUGUGAACAACUCCGGCGAAGCGACGUACGCGAUCGUGAGCGCGUCGUGUAGCGGCGGGCCGUCCGUGAAACCGAAGGUGGACUUGUAUGACUCCGUAAAAAAGUUGAUGAGCGUGGAGAGCAUAUAGCGGAGAUGCGUCGCGGGUGCGGGGAGCUCGCCGAAGGGCGAGAGGGGCGCGCGAGGGUCGAGCAGCGCGCUGUGGACCGCGUGUGUGACGAUUGCGGUGUGGGUGACGUUGAGCGGAAUCAUGGUCUUCUUGACGGGGAGGUCAAGGACUAUCUGUGCGGCCUCGGGAUCGCACAGAAUAUUGAACUCUGCCGAGGCUGAGCGGUUGCCGACGCCAACGCCACCUCCCAUGAAGACAAACUCCUCAAUGCAUUCUACUAGCUCAGGAUAGACACUGACGAAAAGCGCGAGGUUCGUCAUAGGGCCGGUCGACACUAUGGUGAGCUUUCUUCCGAUACCUCCCUUCCACUUCAUGUGGACAGCCUUAGCCAUUCCCUCCAAUGCACGAAUAGAUUCCCCAUUCGCGAUUAGCCGGGCGCGAACCUCAGGGCUGUUCGCAGGAGGCAGACCCUCGACGCCGCCUAGCCCAUCAAUCCCAUGGAUCUCGGGAUCGUGUCGCUCAGGCCGUAGGAGAGGCUUGCUCGCACCCGGGCAAACACGAAUGUGUUCGGCGGCGGCGAAUGCGUAGAGACACCGCGCUGCGUUGUUAUUAGUGUUUUCCACGCUCGCAUUCCCGUGCACAGUCGAUAUGCCCAAGAGAUGCACGUUCAAAGAAUGCAGUGACAACAAAAUGGCGGUAGCGUCAUCGUGUCCCGGGUCGCAGUCGAGCCAGAUACUCCUCAUGGUGGAUUGCAAGAUGCGAUUGGC
Trametes versicolor FP-101664 SS1 is the source of this 6587-nucleotide messenger RNA. RefSeq names its product FH2-domain-containing protein. Gene Ontology annotation, biological process: actin cytoskeleton organization. Bases 123 to 5330 code for a protein of 1735 amino acids. Lineage: Eukaryota; Fungi; Basidiomycota; Agaricomycetes; Polyporales; Polyporaceae. The transcript has 24 exons. Gene Ontology annotation, molecular function: small GTPase binding; actin binding. The record is from RefSeq and is a predicted model, not a curated record.